Molecule: messenger RNA, 990 nt
Organism: Penicillium coprophilum
Lineage: Eukaryota; Fungi; Ascomycota; Eurotiomycetes; Eurotiales; Aspergillaceae
Product: terpene synthase family protein
Exons: 4
Coding region: 1-990 (329 amino acids)
Source: RefSeq, a predicted model, not a curated record
AUGCAGGCUGCUCGUCUAUAUUCCGCCAGACCCGCCUCAACCAUCCCCUCGGUAUUCGAGAGUGUCAAAGGCCACAAAGUCCCCAUUUUCUUUUCACGCUACCCUGCCGGCAUCAGUAUUGUUGCCCGCGAAGUCGAAUAUGCUCUCCGACAGAUCGACGAGCAAGCUUGCGAGGAAGGGACAAGGGAAUGGCGCCAAGCAAUUGUCCGACACGCCAACCCAUACGGUAGCUACUUCACCAUUUGCCACUGCACGGCCUUUCCCGAAAGAUUAGUUCUGUUCUCCACCAUGGCUGAGGUGCUGUGGAUUCAUGAUGACAUGACAGAGGAGAUGGACCAUGCUUCGGCAUGCCGAGAGCACGAUGAAAUGGCAAAAGUUCUUCGACUAGAUAUUGAGGAAUCAAUGUUCAAGUCCGGAAAUCUGCGACAAAGGUCACUGGCAGCUGUGCUCCGCAAGGCAAUCGACAUUGAUCCUAAGCAAGCUCCGACUAUGAUCCAGAUGUUAAAAAAGUAUCUGGCAACAUUCGACAGCGUCGGUGGAGCUUUCACACGAAUGGAGGACUAUAUGCCAUAUCGUAUUGCCAACAGCGGCUACUGGAUGUCCUCUUACUUCGUUCGCUGGGGGAUGGGUAUGAUGCUUAGCGAUGAAGAAUAUGCUAGUAUAGAGGCGCAUGACACCGCAAUGGGGAAUGUCCUCGGUCUGACCAAUGACUACUUCAGUUGGGAUAUGGAGAAAGACCAACAAGAGGAUCGAAUGAGAAACGGAGUGGCAGUUCUAAUGAAGGAGCAUAACACAACAGCAGAAGCGGCAAAAGUGAUGCUUCUCGGUGUUAUCGUUGAGCAAGAAUCUCUCGCUGCCAAGCUCAAGGAGGAAAGAUUGAAGAAACCCGCCUCAAAAGAGAUUAGGCAAUACUUUGAGGCUAUUGAGCUUUAUGUUGGUGGAAGCUGCUAUUGGCACUCGACCGCGCCUAGGUACCAGGUACCUCACUGA